CGCUGGGCCCAGGCCCCGAGCACGAUCAAAUGGCCGUAAAUAAUUACUCGCGCGGUUGUAUUGUGUAUGAUAUGGAUGAUCUCUUUGCAUUCAUUGAAAUGAAGGAAUUGAAUUGCUAUAUAUAUUUUUACAUUCAAUGGGUGCAAUUAUUUUAUCUAUGUUAAUGUAUAUGUUAUGAUAUUAUUAUUUGUGUAAUGCAAGGUUGCGUUGGAUUAAGCUUGAAGCUCCACAUCCUGAACAUCAUCCCAGCCCCCAGCCAGCCUCUUCAGAAGCUCUCUCCUCAUUCAUUCUCGUCACUCUCCUCUCCUCUCCUCUUCUUCUUUUUCUUCUUAUUUUCCCCUCACCUUCCCCCCUUCUCACCAACACAAUCCCGCCGUCACAAUGAGAUUCGGCCACCAGCUCCGCACCUCCCUCAUAAAAGAAUACUACUGGCACUACAUAGCCUACGAUGAUCUUAAAGCCGCCCUGAAAACCCCCUACGAAUCCACCCCCGCUACCACCCCCGGCGCCUCCACUGAUGCUCAAGAAAACGCACCCGCAAAGCCCAAACGCAAGCCAUGGACAGAGGAGGACGAGAGGCGCUUCGUCGCCCUCCUGGAGAGCGAGCUGGAUAAAGUCUUUACGUUCCAGAAGUUGAAGAGCGAUGAGAUUGUCGCGCGGAUUGUGCAGAGUGAGAAAGAGGUUAAUGACGUCGUAGCUAUGUUGAGGGCUUCUGUUGGUGGUGGUGGUGGUGGCGGCGGUGGCAGCGGUGGUAGUAGUACUGUCACUGCUGUGUCUGGAGCAAGGAGAGAGUCGCAGAUUGGGGGCAGUGGGGCUGAUGCUGCUGCUGCUGGUAAUGGUGCUAUUGGUGGUGCUGCUGCUGGUGGAAUAGCUCCCACCGAUGAGGAUUUCUUGCUACUAGAGGAGGAUCUAAGUGAUAUUAUUGCCGACGUGCAUGAUUUGGCGAAGUAUGUGCAGCUAAAUUAUACGGGGUUUCAGAAGAUUAUUAAGAAGCAUGAUAAACAAACGCAAUGGCACCUGAAACCUGUGUUCGCAGCCCGGUUAAAAGCGAAACCGUUUUUCAGAGACAAUUACGAUGCAUUUGUGGUUAAAUUAUCCAAGUUGUAUGAUUUGGUUAGGAACAAGGGCGCUCCCGUCACUGGGGAUAGUGCCGCGGGUGGAUCGCAGCAGAAUUUCAUCCGGGAGACAACUAAGUAUUGGGUGCAUCCAGAUAAUAUUACAGAAUUGAAACUCAUUAUUCUGAAGCAUCUUCCCGUUUUGGUAUUCAAUCCUAGGAAAGAAUUCGAUGAACGAGAUUCAGCUAUCUCGUCUGUCUACUACGAUAAUCCCAAUACCUGGGAGCUGUAUACGGGGCGGCUGAAAAAGACUGAAGGAGCAGAGGCGAUCCGACUACGAUGGUAUGGCGGGAUGGAAACUGAUCAAAUUUUUGUAGAGAGGAAAACACACCGAGAGGAUUGGACCGGGGAGAAGUCGGUCAAAGCGCGGUUUCCGAUUAAGGAGAAAUAUGUAAAUGCGUUCUUGUCUGGGGAAAUGACUGUCGAAAGUGUCUUUGAGAAAGCCAGGAAAGAUGGGAAGAAGAGUGAGCAACAGAUUGCUGAUUGGGAACAGCUCGCGCGGGAGGUACAGUAUCGUGUAAUUACGCGGAAACUCGAACCGGUUACGAGAUCAUUUUAUCAUCGGACUGCGUUCCAGCUUCCUGGAGAUGCGAGAGUGCGGAUAUCAUUGGAUACUGAACUGACCCUGAUCCGAGAGGACAAUAUGGAUGGCCGCAUUAGGUCUGGUAAUAAUUGGCGGCGAAUGGAUAUUGGGAUCGACUAUCCCUUUCGACAACUACCCGCGCAAGAUGUCGAGAGGUUUCCCUACGCUAUUUUGGAAGUGAAGCUGCAGACGCAAGCUGGUCAGGACCCUCCGCAUUGGAUCCGGGAGUUAAUCUCCAGUCAUCUAGUGGAAGCGGUCCCCAAAUUCAGCAAGUUUAUCCAUGGAACUGCAAAUCUAUUCCCUGACCAUAUUAACCUACUCCCAUUUUGGAUGCCGCAAAUGGACGUUGAUAUUCGAAAGCCCGUCACCCGCGGCUUCGGCAUCGAACGACCUGUCCAGGCUAGUCCAUCGACAAGUGAAACGGUGAUUGACGAUGACUAUGACGAUGAGUCCGACGAAGAAGGCGACGGCGACAAUGAACCCGAAUCGCGCAACGGAGUCCAUCCCCACCAAAAUGACCGCCCACCAACAUCCCUGAGCGAAGCCAACGGCAUCCAUUUCCAAUCCCCGCAACCCCACCACCAAGGCGAGGGCGAAGACGACCCUUCCCGGGACCCAAACAUCCCCGAUGCCACAGGAAACGCUCUCGACAUUGAAGAGCGUAUCGCAGCCCAGCAAAAUGUCAUUGAUAUCGGCGGUGAUGACUACCCACUCUACGACUCCGAAGACGAGUCGAGCGGGCAGGACGAUCUCGAGGAGGCAAGGAAAAUUGGCGGUUGGUAUUAUCGAGUCAAACUGGCGAAACAUUAUCUGCGCGCUGCGGGUAGAUCUGCCCUGAAUGCCGCAAUGUUUAUUGCCCCCGUCCCAAGACCGACAGCAAUGCCGGUCGAUAACGGCGUCAGGGGUGUGGGGAGGUUCAUGCCGCCUGGUGAAAUGCAGAUUAAGCGGUUCAAGGCGCCAAAGGGGAAACGAAUCCACGUCCCCGUCCGCGUCGAACCAAAAGUCUACUUCGCCGCCGAACGCACCUUCCUCUCCUGGCUCGAAUUCUCCAUCAUCCUCGGCUCCAUCGCCGCCGCCCUCCUCAAUUUCGGCCGCGACACUGUCACCCUCGCGUCGUCGUGGGCGUUUACCGUUCUCGCCUGCUUGUCGCUCAUGUAUAGCUUGCUGUUGUAUAUGUGGCGGGUUGAUAAGAUUCGAAAGCGGAGGGAUGUGAAGCAUGUUUAUCAUGAGAAGUGGGGUCCGACGGUACUUUGUGUGGGAUUGCUAGUGGCUGUUUGUAUUAAUUUUGGGUUGAGGGUUAGGAGUGGGGGGUUGUGAGGGUGUGACAUGUGUUGCAGAUCUUCUACUUUUGAAAUCGGGUAUAGGGAAAAGCAGAGUGCGAUGGCUACGUGGGAGGACAUAGAAAUAUAUAUAUAUAUAUAUAUAUAUAU
Messenger RNA from Blastomyces dermatitidis ER-3, 3128 nucleotides. RefSeq names its product vacuolar transporter chaperone Vtc4. Gene Ontology annotation, biological process: vacuole fusion, non-autophagic; vacuolar transport; polyphosphate metabolic process. NCBI's taxonomy places the organism in Eukaryota, Fungi, Ascomycota, Eurotiomycetes, Onygenales, Ajellomycetaceae. Gene Ontology annotation, cellular component: vacuolar transporter chaperone complex; fungal-type vacuole membrane. The coding region runs from base 382 to 3015 and encodes 877 amino acids. The record is from RefSeq and is a predicted model, not a curated record. The transcript is spliced from 5 exons.